Callithrix jacchus (white-tufted-ear marmoset) is the source of this 4951-nucleotide messenger RNA. RefSeq names its product tryptophanyl tRNA synthetase 2, mitochondrial (gene WARS2). The record is from RefSeq and is a predicted model, not a curated record. Lineage: Eukaryota; Metazoa; Chordata; Mammalia; Primates; Cebidae. Gene Ontology annotation, molecular function: tryptophan-tRNA ligase activity; ATP binding. Gene Ontology annotation, cellular component: mitochondrial matrix; mitochondrion. Gene Ontology annotation, biological process: mitochondrial tryptophanyl-tRNA aminoacylation.
AAUUAGUACAGAGAAAUUCUGUAUAUCCUUCACUAACCUUUGUCUUGAAUAAUUAUAAUGCAGUUAUCAAAAUCAAGAAAUGAAUAUUGGUGCAAUAGUAUUAAUUUAGCUUAGUUCAAAUUUCACUAGUUUUUUUCACUAUUCCUUUUCUUAGUCCAAGAUCAAAUCCAAGAUCCCACAUUGCAUUUAGCUGUCAUGUGUUUUCUAAUCUAUACACUUUCUGCCUUUCAUGACCUUGGCACUUUUGAAGAGAACUGUCAGUUACUUUGUAGAAUGUCUCUCAAUUUACGUUUGUGUGAUUUUUCUUUGUGAUUAGACUGAGGUUAUGGAUUUUUGGCAAGAAUACCACGAAGAGAUAUUGCUCAUAACAGGGCCUUAAGGCAGGUAUUAGCUAGCACCUCAUUUCAAACAUGAAGAAAUAGACUUUAGUUAAGUAACUUGCCCAAUGUCACACAACAAUGGAAUUAGGAUGGUAAAAUUUAAUGCAGGCAUUCGUUCCAUAUUUUGCAAUUAGUGUUUGUUCUUGCAGGUUUCGGCAAUGUUAAUGACAUUAAAUUGGGGUAGUUUUCCCACUGACUUCUAGCUUUUCCCUGCUGUGUAUUGUCCUUGCAACAUGCAGCAUGUGCUAAUCAGCAUGGUAUGUGUUCAAGAGCUACAGCAGCCAUCUGGGGACUUUGCUAGUUGAUUACUCUGCCAGUCUGAUGAAGUUACUUCAUCUCUCCGUGGCAAAUGAAGGUGUGUGGAUCCCCUCUCAAGCUCCUUCUAAUCUCAGUUGAAAGACAGCAAGAAGCGAGUGUUUUCUGGCAUUCAACCUACAGGAAUCCCCCAUCUGGGCAAUUACCUGGGAGCCAUUGAGAACUGGGUGAGGUUGCAGGAUGAAUAUGACUCUGUGCUGUACAGCAUUGUUGACCUUCACUCCAUCACUGUCCCCCAAGACCCCGCUGUCCUUCGGCAGAGCAUCCUGGACAUGACUGCCACUCUCCUCGCCUGCGGCAUAAACCCAGAAAAAAGCAUCCUUUUUCAGCAAUCUCAGGUGUCUGAACACACACAAUUAAGUUGGAUCCUUUCCUGCAUGGUCAGACUACCUCGAUUACAACAUUUACAUCAGUGGAAGGCAAAGACUGCCAAGCAGAAACACGACGGCACGGCAGGUCUGCUGACAUACCCAGUACUCCAGGCGGCCGACAUUCUGCUGUACAAGUCCACACACGUUCCUGUUGGGGAGGAUCAAGUCCAGCACAUGGAACUAGUUCAGGAUCUAGCACAAGGUUUCAACAAGAAGUAUGGGGAGUUCUUUCCAGUGCCCAAGUCCAUUCUAACAUCCAUGAAGAAGGUAAAAUCCCUCCGUGAUCCUUCUGCCAAAAUGUCGAAAUCAGACCCUGACAAACUGGCCACCGUCGGAAUAACAGACAGCCCGGAGGAGAUAGUGCGGAAAUUCCGCAAGGCUGUGACGGACUUCACCUCGGAGGUCACCUACGACCCGGCCGGCCGCCCGGGCGUGUCCAACCUGGUGGCGGUGCACGCCGCGGUGACGGGGCUCCCCGUGCAGGAGGUGGUGCGCCGCAGCGCGGGCAUGGACACUGCUCGCUACAAGCUGGCCGUGGCAGACGCCGUGAUUGAGAAGUUUGCCCCAAUUAAGCGUGAACUUGAAAAACUGAAGCUGGACAAGGACCAUUUAGAGAAGGUUUUACAAGCGGGAUCUGCAAAAGCCGAAGAAUUAGCAUGCCCUGUGUGCCAGGAGGUGAAGAAAUUGGUGGGUUUUCUAUAGGAGGUUUCAACGAAAUCACAGAAAGGCUUUUGUGCCUUGCAUUCCACACAUUCUGAAAACAGCAGCUUUCCUCACAAGCAAAAAGUUAUAGUUGUGGGACAUUUAAUUUGGCAUAGCUGAUUAUUGGCUUUGUUCGAUGAAUGUCACUUUGUAGCUUUGAAGUACGACAGUGUUCCAAAUCCCAUCAACAAAGUGCUCUGAACAACAAAAAUUAAAGCAGCCAUAGCUGUCUGAAUCCUUAAUUAUCCAGGCACACUCCUUGGCCUCCACAAAUGUGACUGAGAGGAGGAGUAAUUUGGGAAAUGGAGUACAUUGUGCCUCUCUCUGGAGUACUUGCUAUAAUAGAUGCACACUUUAUCUACUUCAUCCCUUUUAUAAAGCAAUAGUUAGAGGACUUAGAAGAAUUCUGGAGAUGCCAUUUGAGCAGAUGCCAAUUUGUCUUCAGAUCUCAUAAAAACAGGUCCAUUCUUACAGUGUGUUUGUCACUGAGACGGUGCCUGAUUUGGGUCCAUUCUCACAAUGUGUUUGUCACUGUGAUGGUGCCUGAUUUGGGUCCAUUCUCACAGUGUGUUUGUCACUGAGACGGUGCCUGAUUCGGGUCCAUUCUCAGUGUGUUUCUCACUGAGAUGGUGCCUGAUUUAACGUAUUGAAGCUGCUUAACUUGCUUUCCAAGAUGACACCCACGGUUCCAGCAAUAAUUUGUUUUUAAAUUUAGAGAUAUGGGAUAUGGUCUUCUAAGGAGGUUGCAUUAUUUCAACUUGAUUUAUUUAUCGCACAAGAGCCCAAGUCCCUGAAUUAUAUUCUUAAUAAAUAUUUUCUUUCAUUCAUUUCAGGUUAGUCUCAUGAAUCCCCUGUGAAUUAGGAGACUUAUUGUCAUUUUAUACAUGAGGAAAGUGAGACCCAGAGAUCCAAUUAGCUUGUACAAUACCACUCUGUAAGAGAAGCAAAUGUGAGAGUAAAAUCCUUACACCUUAUUCUUAAGAAUAGUGCUUGUUUCAUCCAUACCAAAAAUAAAAUGCUGAAAGGCAGCAUUUUUUAGAUUCUAAACAUUCUGAUUUUGAAGGUGGGUAUUGGAAUGACUGAUGAUGUUUAUAUCAGUAAUUCAGCCAAUAGAUGCCGACUUAAAAUCAGAUUCAGCCAACUGCGGUCACGUUUACAUGUCAAAAUCCCUCAGGCGGGUCCCAAGUUCUCCCGUCUACCCUUAUUGCAGAGACACUUUGAAAUAGGUUCUACCAGACUACAAUAAUAGUCAAGACCGACAAAUCAGAUAUUCCGGGUGACUGGCAGCUUCUCAUCUUGCCUCUACCUCAGUUAAGUAAUGUCACCCUAUCUUUUUGAGAAGUGUCUGUUCAUAUCCUUUGCCCACUUUUUGAUGGGGUUUUGCUUUUUUGUUUUAAAUUUAAGUUCUUUGUAGAUUCUGGACACUAGCCUUUUGUCGGAUGGAUUGCAAAAAUUUUCUCCCAUUCUGUAGGUGACCUGUAGGUAUCACUCUUGUGACAGUUUAUUUUGCUGUGAAGGAGCUCUUUAGUUUAGUUAGAUCCCAUUUGUCUAUUAUGGGUUUUCUUGCCAUUGCUUUUGGUGAAGUCUUUGCCCAUGCCUAUGUCCUGAAUGAUUUUGCCUAGGUUUUCUUCCAGGGAUUUCAUGAUGUUAGGCUUUAUGUUUAAGUCUUUAAUCCAUCUUGAAUUAAUUUUUUAUAAGGUGUAAGGAAGGGAUCCAGUUUCAGCUUUCUGCAUGUGGCUAGCCAGUUUUCCAACACCAUUUGUUAAAUAGGGAAUCUUUUCCCCAUUGCUUGUUUUUGUCAGGUUUCUCAAAGAUCAGAUAGUUAGAGAUCUGUGAUGUUAUUUCUGAGGCCUCUGUUCUGUUCCAUUGGUCUAUAUAUCUGUUUUGGUACCAGUACCAUGCUGUUUUUUUAUGCAGCCAACAAACGUGAUACAAAGCUCAUCAUCAUUGGUUAUUAGAAAAAUGCAAAUCAAAACCACAAUGAGAUGCCUCUCAUGCCAAUUAGAAUAGCAAUUGUUAGAAAGUCAGGAAACAACGGAUGCUGGAGAGGAUAUGGAGAAAUAGGAACGCUUUUACCCUGUUGGUAGGAGUGUUAGUUAGCUCAAUCAUUGUGAGAGGCAGAUUUCUCAAGAUCUAGAACUAGAAAUAACAUUUGGCCCAGCAAUCUCAUUACUGGGUAUAUACCCAAAGGAUUAUAAAUCAUUCUACUAUAAAGACACAUGCACAGGUAUAUUUAUUGUGGCACUGUUCACAAUAGCAAAGACUUGGAACCAACCCAAAUGCCCAUCAUUGAUAGAGUGGAUAAAGAAAAUGUGGCACAUAUACACCAUGGAAUUCUAUGCAGCCAUAAAAAGGACGAGUUCAUGUCCUUUGCAGGGACAUGGGUGAAGCUAGAAAUCAUCAUUCUCAGCAAACUAACACAAGAACAGAAAACCAAACACCACAUAUUCUCACUCAUAAGUGGGAGCUGAACAAUGAGAACACAUGGACACAGGGAGGAAACAUCACACACUGGGGCCUAUAAGGGGGUGGGAGGCCUAGAGGAGGAAUAGCGUUAGGAGAAAUACCAAAUGUAGAUGACAGGUUGAUGGGUGCAGCAAACCACCAUGGUAUGUGCAUACCUAUGUAACAGAACUGCCUGUUCUGCACAUAUAACCCAGAACUUAAAGUAUAAUUUUUAAAAAAGUAAUGGCACCCUAAAACCUAGCUUUUCUGCACUUCCAUUUCCCACACCUGAAAAUGAAAAUGAUAUUCCUGACUUAUACACCAAGACCCGUUAGCAAGAUCGAUUUUGUAACAGAAUUGCUUACAAGAUUUUUGUCAGUGAGGACCGUGUUCACCAUUUAUACAUACCUAACUAGUUUGUUGAGCAAAGCAUUUUUGCACAUGUUUCUUAAGGAAGUAGAGUGGUCCUUGUGUCAGAACAGAUACAAAUCCACAAAACUCUGCAUCCCAGAACCCUAAUUAAAAGAUCCCUUUUAGGAUUCUUGGAGCUAGCCUGGAUCAUGGGGAAAGAAUACAUUUUGCCUUUAUAUCUUAUAUUGGAAUGGGAUGUCUAUAACUCCUAGAACCUCUUUGAGCAUAUUUCUUACAAGGCUCUUUUUUUCCCCCCUUCAAAGGAAAUUUUGAAAGGAUUAUGAAUACUGGAAAAUCACAAAAUUAAAGGUAGAUCUAUCAAGCCAA